This is a messenger RNA of Bombyx mandarina (wild silkworm), 1251 nucleotides long. Its product is annotated as deubiquitinase OTUD6B. Gene Ontology annotation, molecular function: cysteine-type deubiquitinase activity. NCBI's taxonomy places the organism in Eukaryota, Metazoa, Arthropoda, Insecta, Lepidoptera, Bombycidae. Gene Ontology annotation, biological process: protein deubiquitination. The record is from RefSeq and is a predicted model, not a curated record.
UCAGCAUGUAUUUCAGUCCUUCGAGAAUUAAACACUUGUUUCUAUUAAAAUUUAUUAUAAAUAAUAUACUUAAUAUUGUAGUAAUAUUAAAAUGAACAAUUAGCACGGUGUUUGUGUAUUCUUUUUUAUUAAUGACUGAGUAGGUAGUUUCUACGGACAUGUAUGUAUGAAAUAAAUUAUAUUUUAACCAAUACCCAUAACGUUUCAAUACAAAAUAAAAUUAAUAUUCACGUCAAGUAGAAAACAAUAAAAUGGAAACGGAGAAAGAAGCAGAAGAUGUAAAUAGUAUGGAAAUUAGACAACGUAAAGAGAAAAAAGAGUUGCAAGCCCAAAUUCAAGCAUUGAAAAAAGUAGCUAAAAAUGACAAAACAAAAAAGAAAGAUCUUGCUGCUGAAAUAUCAAGGCUUGAAAGUGAAUUAGAAAUUAGACACAAUAAGGAGAUUAUGGAAGCAAAACUUUCUUCUGAACACAACUUAGAACCAAUGGUAGAUGAAACAAGAGUUAUCAAAACAAAAGUAUCUAAAGCGCAACGGCGCCGAGAUAAAAAAUCAGAACAAGAGAAAAUCCGCGAAGAAGAAAUAAAACUUCAAGACAAGGAAAAUGUUCAUGGAGCUAGGAACAUUGAAAUACAAACUAUUACCAAAAGGCUUGAAGAAAAAAAUUUGAAAAUUUUUGCUGUUCCAUCAGAUGGAGAUUGUUUAUACAAAGCUGUAAGUCAUCAGUUGCAACUUGUGAAACAAGAGACUGUAAGCGUGGAUGAAUUAAGAGAAAAAGUUUCAAAUUACAUAAGGGAUAACAAAGAUGAUUUCAAACCUUUCAUGUGUAACCCAGAAACACUAGAAACAUUAACAGAUGAGGAAUUUGAAGAUUAUUGUCAUAAAAUAAUGAAUACCAAAGAUUGGGGUGGUCAAUUAGAACUUAGAGCCUUGUCAAACAUUUUAAAGUGUCCGAUAAAUGUGAUACAAGCUGUAGGACCUGAUUGUAUAGAGCAGGGCACAGAAUUUGAAGGCCCACCAUUGAUAAUCACAUAUCACAGGCACAUGUAUAGCUUAGGUGAACAUUAUAAUUCAACCAAUUUGAUUUCAGUUAGUGAGAAUACCUCAUAAAAUACAAAUAACUUUAAAUAUAAAAAACAGAUGUGCAUAAUUCAAGAAAAGAGAAAAUAAUAAUUCUUUUUUUAUAAAGUUAUGUAAAAAGGACAUUUGAAAUGGUAACAAAUACAGUUUAGUAUAUAAUAAAAGCAUUACAUAA